Poeciliopsis prolifica (blackstripe livebearer) is the source of this 2264-nucleotide messenger RNA. Its product is annotated as nuclear factor 7, ovary-like. The transcript has 2 exons. Gene Ontology annotation, molecular function: protein binding; zinc ion binding. The record is from RefSeq and is a predicted model, not a curated record. Bases 143 to 1501 code for a protein of 452 amino acids. NCBI's taxonomy places the organism in Eukaryota, Metazoa, Chordata, Actinopteri, Cyprinodontiformes, Poeciliidae.
UGUCACUUGCCUUCCACCAAACUACUGGCUCAGGUGAGACUGACGGCGACUAGAUAGAAAACUGAGGAACCAGACACUGAAACACAGACUGCUGCUGGAGGAAAAACAAGAAAAUCAAAGUACAACUUCACUCAGAGACAAAAUGGCUUCCAGAUCAGACGAUGAUCUCUGCUGUCCGGUCUGUCAGGAGAUAUUUAAGGAUCCGGUUCUUCUGUCAUGUAGCCAUAGUUUCUGUAAAGAGUGUCUGAAGAACUGGUGGAGAGAGAAACCAGCAAAAGAGUGUCCAGUUUGUAAGAGGAGGUCUUCUAAAGAGGAACCACCUUUAAAUCUGGCUCUGAAGAAUCUGUGUGAGACUUUCUUACAGCGGAGAGAGAAGAGAGCUUCAGAGGAUCUCUGCAGUCUGCACUCUGAGAAACUCAAACUCUUCUGUCUGGAUCAUCAGCAGCCAGUGUGUCACAUCUGCAGAGAUUCAGAAAAACACACCAUUCACAGAUUCAGACCCAUUGAUGAAGCUGCUCAGCAACACAAGAAGAAGCUUCAGGAAACUCUGGAGCCUUUAAAGAAGAAGCUGGAGCUCAGGAAGAAAGUUCAGAAGGAGUUUGGUCAGACAGCAGAACACCUGAAGGUCCAGGCCCGACACACAGAGAGGCAGAUUAGGGAGCAGUUUAAGCAGCUUCAUCAGUUUCUAGCAGAGGAAGAGGAGGCCAGGCUGGCUGCACUGAGGGAGGAAGAGGAGCAGAAGAGAGGGAUGAUGAAGGAGAAGAUGGAGGCUCUGAGCAGAGAGAUAGCAGCUCUUUCAGACACAGUCAGAGCCACAGAGGAGGAGCUGAGAGCUGAAGACGUCUCAUUCCUGCACAACUACAAGGCUGCAGUGGAAAGAGUCCAGCGCUGCCCCCUGCUGGAGGAUCCACAGCUGCCCUCAGGAGCUCUGAUAGACCAGGCCAAACAUCUGGGCAACCUGGCCUUCAACAUCUGGAGCAACAUGCAGACCAUGGUGACCUACACUCCUCUGGUUCUGGACCCAAACACGGCUGGUCCAGAACUCCAUCUGUCUGAAGAUCUGACCAGUUUGACUGUAGGAGAGAAACAGCAGCUUCCUGAUAAUCCAGAGAGAUUUGGAUUUUACUCCUAUUCUGUUCUGAGUUCUGAUGGUUUUAACUCAGGGAACCAUAGCUGGGAUGUUGAUGUUGGACACAGUUCAUCCUGGAGAAUCGGUGUGUUAAAAGAGUCUGUUCAGAGGAACGGAGGCAACAAGUCUGGAUUGCUGUAUAUUCGUUUUGUUUUAGGUAACUAUUCAGCACAUUCUCCACCAGCUCCUCCCACUCGUCUCUCAGUCCAGAAGAAUCUCCAGAGGAUCAGAGUGAAUCUGGACUGGGACAGAGGAAAGCUGUCCUUCUCUGAUCUGGAUACUAACACACACAUACACACCUUCACACACACCUUCACUCACAAGAUGUUUCCAUUCUUCAACACUUUUAAUACAUUAAGAUCCUACCAAUGAAUAUCUCAGUAAUCAAGCAGCAGCUCUGAUUUCAGCAUGAAGAACAAAAAGUCCAAAUGAAUCAUUAUUGAUCAGGUCAUUGAUUGGUUUUAUGAUGGAUUGAUAGUUUGCUGGUUUGGUGAAUUUCUUUUUAAUCAGGAAACUGGAGAUGUUCUGAUCAUCUGGGGACUUUUUCAUAUCUUUCUUUGUUUUCCACUGUAAUGUUUUGAACAUUGUGUUUAUUAUUUACAACAAAACAACUUUACUAUCACAACAUGUGUCCAACCAUCUACACUGCACUGCUUGACUGAUUAACAAAAUAAAGAAAGACAAAAGUCCUCGGUGAGCAGAAUUAGAAACAACAUAAGUUUAUUAUUUGAGCUUCAUCCUGUGGUCAAAAAUCCAGAAAAUAAUCUAUUUAAUUUCUUUUGCUACAUUAUUAUUUGUUCAAAUGAGCUGCUUCCAACCCAAACCUGAAGUUAUUUUAUGUUAUCUUCAUUUUGGAAGAAUUUCAUGCAAACAAAUGUGACAGCUGCUACAUGAGAACAAGUUAUUAUAUUUCAUAAAUGUCUCUUGUUAAUCUGAAACAGCAAAAAUAAAACCAGUAAAAACAAAUAAAGUUAUCAGGUUCACUGUGAUUAAUAGCUUUGUACAUCUGCAGCUAAAAAUCCUUCUGACAUCAAAAUGUGAAAAGCUCAGGCCGUUCUGCUUGAUUUAACAACAAUGCAGUGUUGGCUGAUCUGGUGAUUAUUUGUUACAUUAACCUGUUAUACAUAAUCGACAA